AUGGCGACCACGAAAGUAGCAUUGAUUACGGCCAGCUCAGCAGGUCUGGGCGCACAGAUAGCACGUGCGUUUGCGCCAGACUUCCGUGUAGUAAUCAACUACUCAUCAAACGCGGAACGCGCACAAUCCCUCAUGAAGGAAUUAUCAUCCAUACCCGGCCCAUCCUCACAGGCAAACCCUCGUUUCCACCUCAUCCAAGCAGACAUGUCCUCCAAACCAUCAGUUCAAAACCUCGUGAAAGAAACAAUCGAAAAAAUGGGCCGAUUAGAUGUCGUCGUUUCUAACGCAGGCUGGACGCGCAUGACGACCUUUACCGACAUUGAGCAGCAAGUCAACGAUGAUGACUGGGACAAAUGCUUCACCAUGAACGUAAAAACACACAUGUGGCUCGCAUAUGCUGCGAAGGAUGCCUUGGCUGAGAAUGAAGGGUGUUUUAUUUCGACGGCGAGUGUGGCGGGUGUGAAGCCCAGUGGGAGCAGUGUUCCUUAUGCUGUUACCAAAGCAGCCCAGAUCCAUCUCGCGAAAAGUCUGGCUGUUAUCUUGGCGCCGAAGAUUCGUGUGAAUAGUAUCAGCCCGGGUAUGCUACUCACAGAAUGGGGACUGAAGUUUCCGGAAUCGAAGCGUAAUGCUGCGAUCAACAACACCAAGUUGAAGAGAUUGGCUACGGUGGAAGAUUGCGCGGAUCAGGUCAGGACGUUGGCGCUGAGCAGGAGUAUCACCGGGCAGAACAUCUCGAUAGAUGGUGGCUCCUCGAUGUAG
Messenger RNA from Alternaria atra, 759 nucleotides. RefSeq lists its product as uncharacterized. The transcript has 2 exons. The coding region runs from base 1 to 759 and encodes 252 amino acids. The record is from RefSeq and is a predicted model, not a curated record. Lineage: Eukaryota; Fungi; Ascomycota; Dothideomycetes; Pleosporales; Pleosporaceae.